Molecule: messenger RNA, 5008 nt
Organism: Chara braunii
Lineage: Eukaryota; Viridiplantae; Streptophyta; Charophyceae; Charales; Characeae
Source: the annotation of a GenBank genome assembly
GGUAAGCGUGCUGAUGUGCUCCUUGAGCACGUCGAGGACGAGGCCACGCGGUUCAGCAGGGAGCCUUUGAUGCAGCGGACAAUUUGCCGGUCCUUCCCAACCUGAGCAAGGGUAAGUUUGUAGCUAGCCAGCGGUCCCGGACCUGAGAAAGCAUGUGAGGCAUCGGCGUGGGUGGCUUGAAGGGCAGUUCGGCUAUCUCAAAUUUUUCGUCAGCUACAUGUAAUGCCAUUUACUGGGUGGGAAGGUGGGAAGUGUGCUGAUGUGCUCCUUCAGCACGUCGAGGAACCGGCCAUGCGGUUCAGCACGGAGCCUAUGAUGCGGCGGAGAAUUUGCCUUGUGCUUCCCAACCUGAGCAAGUGUAAGUUUGUGGUUAGUCAGUGGUCACCGACCCGGGAAAGCGUGUGAGGCAUCGGCGUGGGUGGCUUGAAGGAAGGGCAGUUUGAUUGCAGGGGCAACUGCAUGCUGUCGCUCAUGCAGAAUCGGAAAUGUAAUUUUUGAAUUUUUUUUUGCAUUAAUUUCUACACAGAUAUGGAAACAGUGCUUUCGCUGUUGUGGAAAAGCGCCAAAGAGGCACAUGAUAUCUGUGAUGUCUAGUCGUUGGAGAUGUACUGUCAGGGUUACGGAGAUUUGGUGUUUGUGUUGUUGCAACACAGAGCAGAGUAUCUCUUACAUCUCCACAUAGGUUUUUUGUAACUCUUUUCCUCAACACCCGAGCUGUGCACCGCAAGGCUGCGUUAUGAAAUGCCGUACAGUAGCUGUUCUAUAGUUAUAUAUGCUAUAAAUGCUUUCUGCAAUGCCGAGCCGUGCACCGCAAGGCUGCGUUAUGAUAUGUCGUACAGUAGCUGUUCUAUAGUUAUAUGCUAUAGAUGCCUUAGCAUUGCAGCACUUUAUGUUAUGUGAUGCCGUCCUAUGUUUUGUGAUAGAUAUAAUCAUAGUAUAAUGUCAUGCGAUCUGUCAGCAUAUGCUCAUCAAGCUUCUGUCAUCUGAUGUCUAAACAAGGACAUGUUUUGCUAUGUUAGGCACUUCUCUGCGACGUCUGUUACAGAGCAAUGCUAUGGAAUAGCACACAGAAUGUAAUGUAAUGCUAUGUGAUAGCUAUGGUAAAUCCUAUGCUAUGCUAUGUGAUAGCUGUUAUGCUUCCAUAGCACACAGAAUGUUAUGCAAUGCUAUGUGAUAGCCAUGAUAAAUGCUAUGCUAUGAAAAUGCUAUGCUAUACUAUGCUAUGCUAUGUGAUGGCUCUGAUGCUCAAAGCGCGCACUGUUAUAUUGAACCAUGUGCCGUCAAGUUGAUGAUCCUUCGCCGUAGCAUGUGCACAUUUUACAGCGGUAUGCUGGCAGAGGGGGGGCAGUGUGCUCCAUGUCUUUAGCAGUCUGCAUUGUCAAUUGUAUGGAGACCAUGGGCCGCACUCCACUACUCAACGUUCUGAAUGCAUUUUGUCGCUUUCUGGACAAGGUGCAUUUGGACGAAUGCAACAUGUUGAAUGUAUCGGGACGAUUGUGAGCUCCAGAUACUUGUAGAGUUUUGUGUGGUGGAGUGAGGCCUUAUGUCCCCGUACGGUAGAUAUUUGGCCGGGUGUUUGCAGGCGUUACAUUGUGCUGUGGACUAAAGGUUUGCUGUACCCUGUCAUGUUUCUGGGCAAGGUGCAUUGCUACUCUGUCCGUCCGAACGUAUGCUGGAGUACUGGGCAAGGUGCAUUGCUACUCUGUCCGUCCGAUCGUAUGCUGGAGUAUUGUAUGGUUAGCUGUAUGCUGUCAUGUCAGUCCUGACGAGCGUUGUACUCUGACUAUGUCUCAUAUACCAGAGUUAUUUGCCCAGGAGCAUGCAGACAUUAGAUUUUGCAGCGGGCGGAACAUUUGCUAUUCUCUGCCGUGCGAUUGUGUGCUGCGCGACGAUAUGCUUUGCUGCACUAUUCUUUGGCAUGCCAUGUUAGUUCUGAAGGGCCCAUACCAUGAUGGUAAUAUGAUUAUAUGCCAUAGUUUUCGGGCUGGGAGCGUGGACGUAUUAGAUUGUGCAGCGGGCCAAACAUUUGCUAUUCUACGCUGCGCGAGUCAUUUCUGCUGUGCUGUCCUAUGCUUUGCUGUACUAUUCUGUCCCAUGCCAUGUUAGUGCUAAGCGCCCUACCCUUUGGGAAUGUUUCAUAUGCCAGGGCUCUACUCGCGUCGCCAUUGCCCUCUGGUUGCUAAUGCUUCAGUGCAGGAGGAGAAGUCCACGGCAUUGCAGGAGCUGAUCGCCGCUUAGAACGGUCUGUGGUCUGUGCCAACAGCUUUCGGCUUCUGUUGCUGUGCUGUGGUAUUUUUGUUCUAUUCUGUGCUGUGUUAAGGGGCUACAGUUGCGAACUAUCCCAUAAUGAUUUCCGACUUUGGUGACGUGGGCGCCAGAUAGCAGCACUGCCAAUGACAGUGGGUGCUCGUCUGCUAUAUGUCAUAUGUGCUUUUGGCCAUGUGCCAUUCACGGCCUGUUAUUCUACUAUGCUAUGGGAUAUGCACGUCCAUGCUAUGUUGUUGGUCUUAUGCGAUGUGCUGUGCCAUGCUAUGCUGUGUUGUGCUAUUCCAUUAGCUGUGCUAUGUUGUGUUGCAAAGCUAUCCUUCAAUCCGUAUUCCGAUUUGCAUGAAGAAGUCGGGUCAUGGUAGUCGCCUUGUGCAUGGAAAGGCAACACGAAACCCUCCGGAAGUUACGGACCUCUUUUGUUGUUGGUUUCUUGGGACUAUGCUGUGCAUGUCAGGACUGCUGAGUCAAUCGGGCGUCUAGCUAAGAGCGACGGUACACAUCUUUUGCAUUGAAAAAGGUUGUGUCUGAAGUAGGUAGUAGAUAUAGUCGUUCCUAUCGUCUGUGUGUAUCGGAGCAAAGCACAUGCGCACAGACUUAGGGUUUUUUUGUUGAGUCAGGCAAGGAUGCAGUUGAGCGAAGGCCAGGAAGGUGUAAAAAAAGGAGCACCUGGGACCUCAGCGGAAAAUACCCUCCUCCUCCUACCCUCUGUCCCUCUGCGAUUUCCCUCCACCUUCUACCACCCGCCCCCUCGGCCUCCCUCUCGCGCUCUACCUCUUUGGUACAGGUGAGGUCGAACAUGACUAUGGUAUGUAGAGCAGUGGUGGCGUCAGUUCAGACACCUGUCCGAAAGACUCUGAGAACUUUUUUCUCGUUUCUCUGACGGGAAACAGGCGAGCUAUCGGAAGCAGCAUUCGGAGGGGCAGGAGGGAAUAAUUUGUUCAUAAAUGACUUGGGGAUUGAUUUCGCUUUGUUAACUAACCCUCGACCAACUGCAAGUUGACGUUCGACAGCUGUUUCGGGACCAGGCUUCCUCUGUAAGUGUGACACUGGCACAUGCCUUGUCUGAACUACCGUUGUUUGAAUUCUAGCCCGGUCUAAAUUGUGUCCUCUCUGGCUCAAAUUUGAGCCAGGUGGCGAUUGUGUUGGGGCGAAAAGUUGAGCAUGGUCCACGUAACACCCUUGUUCAUGGGUUGCUAAGGAGAGGGCAGGAAGGUGAGACAAGUUAAGUGGGCACAGGUCCGGGUACGGGAUUGACACCAUUCGGAGUGCGAGCCUGGCCUGAAUUGCGCGCAUUUCGGGCACAAAUUUGAGCCAGGCGCAGUUUGUGUCCGGGCGAAAAGUUGAGCAUGGUUCACAUGGCGCCCUUCCUCGUGGGUUGUAAUGAGAGGGCAGGAAGCGUGACGUUUCGAGUAUCUCGGAUAUCGCCCACCUUACCUUAGACAGGGAAGUGGAGAACCCAUAGGGAUUGCUUUUUCGCUUUUGUUGUUCUUUUUUGACGGUUCCUGUGUUUCGCGUAUUUGUAUAGUUCACAGGCCAUAAUGUGUACAUGCGAUGAGGAGAGGAUGCACAGGGCGCAAAUCGACCACCCAAGAGGCAACAAGGGAUUGGCUGAGAACGUGCAUAACGUAUGCUAUCUAGCGAUAGGUGGUGGGAGGCAGUGCAGAGAACUGCAUGGACAGCUCCCCAGGUGGGAUGCACAGGACGCAUAUCGACCAGCCAAGAAGCGAUUAGGGAUUGGCUGAGAACGCGCAUAACGCAAGCUAUCCAGCGAUAGGCGGCAGGAGGCAGUGCAGAGAACUGCAUGGACAGCUCGCCAGGUGGGAUGCACAGGACGCAAAUCGACCAGCCAAGAGGAGACAAGGGUUUGACUGAGAACGCGCAUAACGCAUGCUAUCUAGCGAUAGGCGGCGGGAGGCAGUGCAGCGAAUGGCAUGCUAUCUAGCGAUAGGCGUACUGCAUGGACAGACAGCUUGCCAGGUGGGUUGUCGAACUCUUCUCUCGACUCGUCUGCGUCAGAACAGCAGGUUGACUUGGUCAGGCUUUUGGAUCAUUGGUCAAUCUCAUGUUGUUGUCAACACAAAUUCUUACUGAGAUAUGUUAUUUGUCGUUUGGAUCUUUCUACACAACGGAGCGUUUGGUGUGUGCCGUGUCGAAUGAUCUCCUUUCUCCGGGAGAUCGUCCGUCCAGUGUCCGGAAGCCUAGCUAGUGGUAGUAGUUUUUGUCGAAAUCUCUCUGAAAUAUCACCCGCCCCGUGUGCAGAACCCUCCCGGCGCCAAUGGCAGUUAUUUUAUUUAUAUCGGCUGCGCCGCCCUGCUGUCCUCGUUCUGAGUCUCCUUUCUCCCCAAGGCUCUUUGUGCGCCAUUCAUAUCCAAGGUGUUUUUCAUUCCCCUUGACCACCACCACACGUCCGAGCCCUUUUUUCCCGAGGCGCAAGGCGGAAAAGAACUGUGCGCCAAGCUUUUUCAAAGCGGCGGCGCAACUCUUUUUUUUUUUUGUUUUGGCUGUGGCCGCCGGCCAUUUCGGUCCGGUGGCGCCCGUCCUCCGGAGAAUGUGGUAUAACCUUAUACCACGUUCUUCUUUGGAGGUUUCGAGUUUGCCUGUGAAAUGUAGUGGUGGUUUAAGUCCAUUGUAGAUUAUUUACUCUACUAAGCUGCUGGUUCAAUUGUUUUGCUUGUUGUGAUAAUAGAUUGAGCGUCGUGGAAAAAAAGCUUCCUCUCCAAAACAAAACCAAAAAAAUGCU